Molecule: messenger RNA, 2347 nt
Organism: Neomonachus schauinslandi (Hawaiian monk seal)
Lineage: Eukaryota; Metazoa; Chordata; Mammalia; Carnivora; Phocidae
Gene: TBC1D16
Product: TBC1 domain family member 16
Exons: 11
Coding region: 1-2295 (764 amino acids)
Biological process (GO): activation of GTPase activity
Cellular component (GO): early endosome
Molecular function (GO): GTPase activator activity
Source: RefSeq, a predicted model, not a curated record
AUGUCUCUGGGCCGUCUCCUUCGCCGGGCCUCCUCCAAAGCCUCGGACCUCCUGACCCUCACCCCGGGCGGUGGUAGCGGGCCCCCCUCCGUCCUGGAGGGGGAGAUCAUCUACUCCAAGAACAAUGUCUGCGUGCACCCACCAGAGGGGCUGCAGGGGCUGGGGGAGCACCACCCAGGCUACUUGUGCUUGUACAUGGAGAAGGAUGAGCUGCUGGGGAGCACCCUCAUCCUCGCGUGGGUCCCCAACUCUCGCAUCCAGAAGCAGGACGAGGAGGCGCUGCGCUACAUCACCCCUGAGAGCUCCCCGGUGCGCAAGGCACCCCGCCCGCGGGGCCGGCGCGCCCAGAGCUUGGGGACGCCCCACCAGCCCUCCCCUACGGAGCCCAGGCCCGCCCUGACCCCCCGAGACGAGGAUACCCUGGUGGUGGCGCAGAGCAUCCAGGAUGCCGUGCGCGUCAGCCCUUCACCCCCUUCCGAGGACGGGGAGAAGCUGGCCCAGGGCUUGGGGAUGGCCCCGCCAGCACCAGCCCACAGCGACUCCGGGAUCCUGUCGGCGGUCAGUUCGCAGGACGGGAUGGAGGAGGGGCGGGAGCCGCGGCCCGAGGCCGGCGAGGAGGAGGGCUCCCUCGAGCUGUCGGCGGAUGGUGUGAGCAGGGACAGCUCCUUCGACUCGGAUUCCGACGCCUUCUCUUCGCCAUUCUGCCUCUCACCCAUCAGCGCCGCCCUUGUGGACAGCGGCAGCUCCGUGUUCCUGGACAGCGAGAGCAGCUCCCCGUCCAGCGCCGACGCCCACCUGCGGUUCCCGGACGGCACCGGCCUCCUGCAGACCCCGCGGUGGGACGAGCCGCAGAGGACCUGUGCCCUGGAGCAGAUCUGCGGCGUGUUCCGCGUGGACCUGGGGCAGAUGCGCUCCCUCCGCCUCUUCUUCAGCGAUGAGGCCUGCACCAGCGGCCAGAUGGUCAUCGCCAGCCGCGAGAGCCAGUUCAAGGUUUUCCAUUUCCACCACGGCGGCCUGGACAAGCUGUCCGACGUGUUUCAGCGCUGGAAAUACUGUGUGGAGACGCACCUCAAGGACCAGGGAGUCACCGACGAAAAGACGUGCAUGCAGUUCUCCAUCCGACGCCCUAAACUGCCCUCCUCCGAGACACACCCUGAGGAGAGCAUGUACAAGAGGCUGGACGUGGCGGCCUGGCUGCGCCACCUGAACGAGCUGGGCCAGGUAGAGGAGGGAUACAAACUGCGCAAGGCCAUUUUCUUCGGCGGCAUUGAUGUGUCAAUCCGGGGGGAGGUCUGGCCCUUCCUGCUGCGGUAUUACAGCCACGAGUCCACGUCGCAGGAGAGGGAGGCACUGCGGGCGCGGAAGCGCCGGGAAUACGCCGAGAUCCAGCAGAAGAGGCUCUCCAUGACCCCUGAAGAGCACAAAGCGUUCUGGCGCGACGUGCAGUUCACCGUGGACAAGGAUGUGGUUCGGACGGAUCGGAGCAACCAGUUCUUCCGAGGCAAAGACAAUCCGAACGUGGAGAGCAUGAGGAGGAUCCUGCUGAACUAUGCCGUAUACAACCCAGCCAUCGGCUACUUCCAGGGCAUGUCAGACCUUGUGGCGCCCAUCCUGGCCGAGGUCCUGGACGAAUCAGACACCUUCUGGUGCUUUGUGGGUUUGAUGCAGAACACGAUCUUCGUCAGCUCUCCUCGGGACGAGGACAUGGAGAGACAGCUGCUCUACCUGCGGGAGCUGCUGCGGCUGACGCACCUGCGCUUCUACCAGCACCUGGUCUCGCUGGGUGAGGACGGCCUGCAGAUGCUCUUUUGCCACCGUUGGCUGCUGCUGUGUUUCAAGCGCGAGUUCCCCGAGGCCGAGGCGCUGCGCAUCUGGGAGGCCUGCUGGGCCCACUACCAGACGGAUUACUUCCACCUUUUCAUCUGCGUGGCCAUCGUGGCCAUCUACGGGGAUGACGUCAUUGAGCAGCAGCUGGCCACCGACCAGAUGCUCCUGCACUUUGGAAACCUGGCCAUGCACAUGAACGGGGAGCUCGUUCUCAGGAAGGCCCGCAGCCUGCUGCACCAGUUCCGUCUCCUGCCCCGCAUCCCCUGCAGCCUGCACGACCUGUGUAAGCUGUGUGGGACAGGCAUGUGGGACAGCGGAUACAUGCCCGCCGUGGAAUGCACAGGCCACUACCCGGGCUCCGAGAGCUGUCCCUACGGGGGCACGGUGGAGACGCCUUCGCCCAAGCCCCCCAGAGAAGGCAAGAAGGGCCCAAAGAUGCCUCGGGAAGGCUUCGGUUUCCGCAGAUAGGUGGGGCUCCCUGCACUGGAGGAAGGUGGAGGGGACCUAAGCAGAGGUCCUG